AUGGCGGAAGCUAUUGACAUGGAUUUCACCGUUGGCCCGUUCUACUUUGCCAUCGUCUUUGACGCGAUAUUAUACGGUAUUCUGCUUGCCAAUAUGUUCAUGUAUUUUACUUCCCCCAAGCGAGACGCGAUUUGGAUGCGAGUUCUCGUUGGCACCAUCCUUGUCGUGGAGACAGCCCACACUGCGUUCAAUAUCAGUGCGGUGUUUCUGGCGUUGGUUCAGGGCUUCGGCGACUAUGCCAACCUCGCGGUAACAUCAUGGGCCGGCAUGAGUUUUCCCAUAACGACAGGAAUCGCCGCGAUGCUUGUACAAUGGUUCUUUGCGUGGCGCAUCAAGGUUAUUACUCGCAAUAUGUGGAUCGUCGGCGGCAUUUUCUUCUUUUCAAUCAUCCAGAUCCUCGGCGCCAUUGGCACCACUAUUGCGGUCAGCAAGGUAGUAUACCUGACAGAUUACUACAAGUUCCAGCCCAUCGUCAUCGUAUGGUGCAUCGGUGCAGUGACUGCGGACGUGCUCAUCACCACCACCCUUGUGUACUUCCUGCACAAGCGUAAAAGCGGCAUUGCCGGCACUGACACUAUCAUUAACAACAUCAUCCGCCUAACGCUGGAGACCAACCUCUUGACGUUUGUUUGGAAUCUCGUCGACCUCGCCACAUACCUCAGGGUGCCGGGCACCAUGCACCUCAUGUUCAACCUGACGAUCUCGAAGCUCUACUCGCUCUCGCUCCUCGUCUCCCUCAACGCGCGUGACGUCUGGCAGCGCGAGCCGAGCUCUCACGCUGCCGCCCACAGCAUGGGUGGUGGCGGGCGCAUCUCGCAACUCCAAGUCAGCCACACGGGAAUGCUCCGAAGCACGAACAGCUCCGUCGUGAAGACCCCGCAGCGGAUCUUGAUCGACGUUGAGGAACACGAGAUGGCCGACGUCGACGAGGUGAAGACGCCGAGCUACAUCGUCAACGAGGGCACGCUCAGUUCUGGCCACGUGAGGGGCAGCGGCACGCUCUCGAGCUCGGAGCUCGAGCAGUCUGUUUAG
Molecule: messenger RNA, 1032 nt
Organism: Epithele typhae
Lineage: Eukaryota; Fungi; Basidiomycota; Agaricomycetes; Polyporales; Epitheliaceae
Exons: 12
Coding region: 1-1032 (343 amino acids)
Source: RefSeq, a predicted model, not a curated record